Molecule: messenger RNA, 1503 nt
Organism: Pedinophyceae sp. YPF-701
Lineage: Eukaryota; Viridiplantae; Chlorophyta; Pedinophyceae
Source: the annotation of a GenBank genome assembly
AUGUCGGAACGCACGACGCGAAAGUCCUCCGCUCCAGGCCGGGGAAUAGGCGUCGAUGGGAACCCCAGGCAAUCGCGCCCCUCUGGGCCCAUUCGGUUCCGGUGCGGGUUCCGCAACACGGUCCUCGACGUCCUCAGGGAGCGUCCGGGCUGGGUGGAGGUAGACACGGACUCGGACAACUGGGAUUUCUUCUGGUCGGACGUGUCGUGGGUGCACGAGAACCUCGACGGCGCGCACCUCGCGGAGCACCAGCGCAUCAACCACUUCCGGAACCACUACGAGCUCACCCGCAAGGACCACCUGCUGAAGAACGUGAAGCGGCAACAGCGCGCGCUCGAGCGGGAAGCGAACGCGAUCGCCGCGCGCGAGGAGGCCGAGGCGAACCUGGGCUCGAAGGGCGCCGCGGCGGGACGCGUGCAGCACACCGCGCCGUUCGGGGGCGGCGGCGGCACGGCGCGGCGGCGCGGCGCGGGCGGCGGGAGCGGGAGCGGCAACGGCGGCGCGGGGACGGACGGCGACGGCGCGACGGGCACGGUGGGGGAGUUCUUCCCCUUUUUGCCCAAGUCGUACGUGCUCCCCCUGGAGUACAACUUGUUCGUGGAGGAGUUCAAGCGGCGGCAGGGGGGCGACCCGGAGCGCAACGUGUGGAUCAUGAAGCCGAUCGGGCGCGCGCAGGGCAAGGGGAUCUUCCUGAUCACGAAGCUCUCGCAGAUCAGCGACUGGAAGAAGGGCGUCGGGUGGUCCAAGGCGGAGAGCGCGGAGAAGGGCGUCGAGUCGUACAUCGUGCAGUCCUACAUCCACAACCCGUACCUCAUCGGGGGCAAGAAGUUCGACCUGCGCAUCUACGCGCUCGUGACGAGCUACCGCCCCCUGCGCGCGUACCUCUACCGCGGCGGCUUUGCGCGCUUCACCAAGACGCGGUUCUCGAUGCACCGCGGGGCGCUCGAGGACCUGUACGUGCACCUGACGAACACGGCGGUGCAGAAGCACAACCCGGACUACGACGCGAGCCGCGGCGCGAAGUGGAGCCUGCACGCGCUGAAGCAGUACAUGGCCAGCCACCACGGGUGGCGCGCGACGGACCAGUGCUUCGGGAUGAUCCAGGCGCUCAUCCUGCGCGCGCUCAUGGCCGUCGAGGGCAUCCUCAUCCAGGACAAGCACUGCUUCGAGCUGUACGGGUACGACGUGAUGAUUGACGCCGACAUGCGGCCGUGGCUCAUCGAGGUGAACGCGAGCCCGAGCCUGAGCGCGGACACCCCGAGCGACUACGCGCUCAAGUACGUGAUGCUCAACGACAUGGUCGACGUCGUCGACAUGGAGGGCGUGAGGCCCCCCGGGGAGGUCCCUGCCAAGGUGGGGGGGUUCGACCUCAUCUACGACGGGGGGCGGCCCGUGCAGCGGGAGCGGCCGUCGACGUACAAGUGCCUCCUCGGGGGGCACAACGACAGCAAGCACUGGCAUCGCGUGCCGCCCGGGCGGGGCGCGAAAGUGGGGAUGGCAUAG